AUACUACAUGAAAUUAAUUUAGUUAUGUGAUCACUUAUAUACAGUAGAAUUGAUAAAAUUCUAACAAGAUAUCCUAAGAUAUUGCAUUUAAUUAAUUAAUAUUGUUUGAAACUAAAAUAACAUGAGGGGGUGCAAGUAGAUAUAUUAAACUUAUACCAGUCAAAAAGGCAAAGUUAUAAAAGUUCAGGUCCUCGAAAUUAAUAUAGGCAACUCUUGAAAACUCUAAACCCUAGAAAUAUAGGCAAAGUAUUAUUAUGGAUGGUUGUAAUUGUACAUGCACGCUAAUUUAACUCUUAUUCGAUUCAUCACUCGGCAGCCAUGGUCGCAGCAUCUCCGUUCAGAGGCGGUGGAUUUAGUGGAGACAGAGGAGAUGGAGGAGGAAGAGGCGGCGGCCGCAGCAGAGGAGGAGGUGCGAUGAAGAGAGGCGGCGGGAGAGGUGCUGCAAGGGGUAACAGAGGCGGAAGAAUAGGAAUGAAGGGAGGAAUCAAGGUGGUGGUGGAGCCACAUAGGCAUGCCGGUGUUUUCAUCGCCAAGGGAAAAGAUGAUGCUCUUUGCACUAAGAAUAUGGUUCCUGGAGAGACGGUUUACAAUGAGAAGAGGGUUUCGGUUCAGAACGAAGAUGGGACGAAGACAGAAUACAUAGUAUGGAAUCCUUUUCGUUCUAAGUUGGCUGCCGCAAUCCUUAGUGGAGUCGAAACAAUUUGGAUUAAACCUGGCUCCUCUGUCCUUUACCUUGGAGCUGCUUCUGGAACCAGUGUAUCUCAUGUUUCAGACAUCGUUGGCCCUAGUGGGGUGGUGUACGCAGUUGAAUUUUCUCAUAGAAGUGGUAGAGACUUGGUGAAUUUGGCGAAGAAGAGGACUAAUAUUAUACCUAUAAUCGAAGAUGCAAGAUACCCUGGCAAGUACAGAAUGCUCGUUGGCAUGGUCGAUGUCAUAUUUUCCGACGUUGCUCAACCAGACCAGGCAAGAAUAUUAGCUCUAAAUGCGUCGUACUUCUUGAAAGCCGGAGGCCACUUUGUGAUUUCAGUAAAGGCAAAUUGCAUAGACUCUACAGUACCUGCCGAGCUCGUGUUUGCUGUGGAAGUGAAGAGGCUGAGGGUAGAUCGGUUCAAACCAGUUGAGCAGGUCACUCUUGAACCUUACGAGCGUGAUCAUGCUAUUAUCGUUGGCGGUUAUCGCAUGCCGAUUAAAAUAAGAACCACCACACCUCAGUAAAUUUAGCCCUAUUUUUCAAUUUUUUAUUUUUAUUUUUGCUUAGAUCAAAAUUAGAUUUCAAGGUAUGUUUGAGUAAUUUUAGAAAUUUGAGGGAGUCUUUAUGUAAUUAGGCUUAGUUUAGAAGGCACAAGCAAUAUUAGUGAGAAAAAAAAAAUCCCUAAUUAAAUUUAGGUUGAAUAUUUAAUCUCAAUCUAAACUAUGAUCUCUAGUGGUGUCAUCAUCAUCUUCACAAGGUAGAUACGGGUUCUUUGUUCGAAUGAAUUCGAAUUCGGACAUGUAAUCAGAAACAUAAUCGAAAACGUAACUAUUUCAACGAGAUUUAACUGAUUCUACAGAAGAAAAAAAAUGGUUAAUCGUAUCUCAGUGUUCGAAAAAUCCGUGUGAACUACUAAUUUCACGGAUGUUCAAUUUAUAGGAGCAGAAGCAAAAUUCGGCAUCUUCCAACUACAUAUAAUCCCUCCCAUGUAUACAAAAUAG
This is a messenger RNA of Erythranthe guttata (spotted monkey flower), 1692 nucleotides long. RefSeq names its product rRNA 2'-O-methyltransferase fibrillarin 2. Gene Ontology annotation, cellular component: box C/D methylation guide snoRNP complex; small-subunit processome; nucleolus. The record is from RefSeq and is a predicted model, not a curated record. NCBI's taxonomy places the organism in Eukaryota, Viridiplantae, Streptophyta, Magnoliopsida, Lamiales, Phrymaceae. Gene Ontology annotation, biological process: box C/D sno(s)RNA 3'-end processing; rRNA methylation. Gene Ontology annotation, molecular function: histone H2AQ104 methyltransferase activity; RNA binding; rRNA methyltransferase activity.